This is a messenger RNA of Procambarus clarkii (red swamp crayfish), 574 nucleotides long. RefSeq names its product ribosomal protein L24. The record is from RefSeq and is a predicted model, not a curated record. Gene Ontology annotation, cellular component: cytosolic large ribosomal subunit. Gene Ontology annotation, molecular function: structural constituent of ribosome; mRNA binding. Gene Ontology annotation, biological process: cytoplasmic translation. Lineage: Eukaryota; Metazoa; Arthropoda; Malacostraca; Decapoda; Cambaridae.
AGUAAUUAAUACGAAAGUGAGUGUUUUGGUGAGGAGAGGGAGGGCUGGCCGGGUCCUUGUGUUGUGGCCGCCGCCAUGAAGCUUCAACUGUGCAACUUCAGUGGCUACAAAAUCCAGCCCGGCCAUGGCAAGACCAUGGUGCGGACGGAUGGCAAGGUGUACGUGUUCCUCAGUGCCAAAUGUGAGCGGGCACACAUGAUGAAGCGAAAUCCCCGUGAGAUUCGAUGGACUAUUUUAUACAGGCGAAAGCACAAGAAGGGUAUGGAAGAAGAGACUACAAAGAAGCGUACUCGCCGUGCCCAGAAAUACCAUCGUGCUAUUGUAGGAGCCUCUCUUACAGACAUUAUGGCCAAGAGAAACAUGAAGCCUGAGGUUCGCAAGGCCCAGCGAGAACAAGCUAUCAGAACAGCAAAGGAGAAGACCAAAGCAGCGAAGGCCAAUAAGAAGGCUAAUGCUCCAGCUCCUGGCAAGGCAAAGAAAGCUACGCAAAAGGCUCCAAAGAUGCCCCGGGCUGGUCGACCAGGUCAUGGCGGACAUGGUGGUCGUCGUUAAUCAAUAAAUGGAAGCUGCGAAU